GUUAGGAAUUGUGUAGUCUGUCAUCAAAGGAGAGAAGAAAGGUGAGGGGAGACGUGUAAAACAGACAACAUCCGAAAGGUUCCGUUUUCGUGGGGAAGAAGAUGAAGUCGCUUGUAGUGGCCCAUUUCUCAACGCCUUUAAUCACUUCUACUUCUAGAUUGUUGUUCCCUUUAUGUCUUAAUCAUCGAGCUUCAUUCUCCGCCGUCUCUUUCCCCACCGUCCGCCGCCGAUAUUCUCCUCUCGCCAUGGCCUCAUCAGCUCAGUCCUCUUCUCAGGCUGUGUCUUCCGGGAGUGCCGACAGUGAUACAGAUGUUUUUAAAUUGAUUCAAGCUCACGAGGAGAAGGCUGCUCGUCUUUCCCCAGUCGAAGAAAUCCGAACUGUGCUUAAUGGUAGCCUCUGCGGUAUGCUUUCCACUUUUUCUCAGAAGUAUGAGGGUUAUCCUUCAGGGUCAAUGGUUGAUUUUGCAUGUGAUGCUGAUGGUUCUCCGAUUCUGGCAGUUAGUAGCUUGGCAGUUCAUACAAAGGAUCUUUUAGCUAAUCCAAAAUGCUCACUACUAAUUGCUAGAGACCCAGAGGAUAGGACCGGUUUGAGGAUCACCCUACAUGGUGAUGCAGUGUUGGUUUCUGAAAAAGAUCAAGCAGCUGUUCGAUCUGCCUAUUUAGCCAAGCAUCCCAAUGCUUUCUGGGUUGAUUUCGGGGACUUCAGCCUUAUGCGAAUCGAACCGAAAGUGGUCAGAUAUGUUUCAGGGGUUGCAACUGCUUUUCUGGGAUCUGGAGAAUUCAGCAAAGAGGAGUUCCAAGCAGCCAAAGUUGAUCCUAUAGCUCAGUAUGCAAAGCCUGUAAUGUCUCACAUGAACAAAGAUCAUGAAGAGGAUACCAUAGCCAUUGUACACAAUAUAACAUCCAUACCUGUGGAGAGCGCCUUGAUGCUAGAUUUGGACAGCCUUGGUUUCAACGUUAAGGCUACUCUUCAAGGGAACUCCUUCAAACUCCGAGUUCCAUUCCCAAGACGCGCACAAGACAGAAAGGAUGUGAAGACACUGAUAGUGGAAAUGCUUCAAGCCGCCAAAUCUGUUUCCAAUUAGUUAUCUAAGUUAAAGAUGGAAAAAGCUCUCUACCUUCUGAAUCUUGCUACAACAAGACAAGCUUCCUCCUUUACACAUUCCUUAUCUUUGUAUUGCAAAAGAACAUUCAUUGAGUCCUGUAUAUAUGUUAACAAGACUUUAACUAAACUUAUACAUGGAAAAGUUAUAAAUGGAGAUAUGUGAAUUCAUAUC
Messenger RNA from Capsella rubella, 1277 nucleotides. RefSeq lists its product as uncharacterized. Lineage: Eukaryota; Viridiplantae; Streptophyta; Magnoliopsida; Brassicales; Brassicaceae. The coding region runs from base 102 to 1085 and encodes 327 amino acids. The record is from RefSeq and is a predicted model, not a curated record. The transcript is spliced from 12 exons.